GUCUGCUGAAAUGAAAUAAUGUUUGUGCACUUUAUCGUUCUCCUCGUUCUUUUGUUCGCUUCAUGUCCUGCGGCGGGGAAAACGGUUUCUGGGGUUUUCAGGAGCGACGCGGCGAGAGAAAAUAAUGGGCAGUACAUCACAAGGUUUCUGUAUCACGGUGAGAACGGUCUGGUGGAGUCUCGGGUGGAGAACCUGGAGCUGGCCCUGAAGAAGGAGGCCAGGCUGCUGCUGUUUCAGGGCUCCGAGGGCUUUGACAAUCUGAGCUGUCUGGAGAGACUGGAGUCGGCUCACAUCUCCAUUAAACUGGUGAAGGAGGAGCAGAACCAGACCAUACCGCAUCAGUCCGGUCCUCAGGCCUGGCACGUGAUGUACGUGGACCGCUUCACCUGUCAGGACGGAGACACGGACGCAGCGCUGCAACACCUGAGCUUCCAGAUCACCCUGCUGAACCCCGACGCCGCUGGCAACCCGCUGGACCACUUCAGCGCCGAGGAGGCCGGGCUGCACAGCUUCUACUUCCUGCUGAUCCUGGCGUACUUCGUGGCGUCGUGUAUCUACAUCCAGCCGCUGUGGCAGGCUCUGAGUAAAGGAGGACCCAUGCACACGGUGCUGAAGGUGUUAUCCAGCGCUCUCCUGCUUCAGGGAUCAUCGGUGCUGCUCAACUACAUCCACAUGGCCCGGUACGCUCGAGACGGUGUGGGGACGCCGCUGACGGGGAGCCUCGCUGAACUGUGUGACAUGGUGGCUCAGGUUCAGAUGCUGUACCUGUUGUUGAGUCUGUGUGUGGGCUGGUCUCUGAGUCGCAGCAGAAAGUCUCAGAGUAAACCUCUGCAGUGGGACUCGUCUCCGGCCUCCACCGCCCUCGCUCUGGCCGUCGUCAUCGCUCAGGGAGCGCUGCUGAUCUGGGAACAGCUGGAGGAGUCGGAGCACCACAGUUUUCACGAUCAGCGCAGCGCCGCCGGCUGGAUGCUGAUGGUGCUCCGCGUCACCCUCGCUCUGUUCCUGGCCUCGGUGCUGUACCAGAUCAUCUCCGCCGAGCGGAGCGCGCUCAAACGAGACUUCUACCUGAGCUUCGGCAAGGGCUGUUUUCUGUGGUUCCUGUGUCAUCCGGUGCUGGUUCUGUUCUCUGUGAUUCUCAACGAACACCAGAAAGAAAAGGUGGUGACGAUCGGCGUGAUCCUGUGCCAGUCCAUCUCGGUGGUGGUCCUGUACCGGCUCUUCUUGUCUCGCAGUCUGUACUGGGAGGUGUCCUCGCUGUCGUCGGUCACGCUGCCGCUCACCAUGAGCCGCCGGAGCCGCUACUGAGCGUCAGACGAGAGCGCGGCGCUCCAGGAGCUCACCCGCGUCCGGAUCCUCGAGCAGAACGUCUCCGAGAUCCGAUCCCAUGACGGCGAGCUGCUGAGCAGUACACGCACACGAGGAGGGCAUCAUCAUCAUCAUCUUCAUCAUCAGGGCUCAGUCAUCACAGCUUACAUCAUCUAUGUGUAGAGACACGCCUGCUGUGAGUCAGUCUGUGAUCCUGUGAGAGAAGGACGAGAAGGUUCAGCGCUCGUUCUCUGCUCAAGCAAUAAGACGACGAGAGCAUCUCGGUUGCUUCUUGUCGCGUCUUGAUUUUAUGUAUGUUCGCACAUGAUUUAACUUCUGUUGUUCCCCACAAGUGCCUAAAAUGACAAUCACUGAUGCGGGACUGAAUAUUAAAUCGAUAAUUGCUGAGGAUAUUUAUUGAUCCUUUUACUGGAUCCUGCACACUUCUAUGUCUAAAGGAGAAAGAUCCUGUUAACUAGAGCAUGUGUUGUUAAGUUAAAGACUUGAACUGUAUCAUUGUGGAAAUAAACUUCAUGCACACUG
This is a messenger RNA of Puntigrus tetrazona (Sumatra barb), 1848 nucleotides long. It is a transcript of the gene gpr180, whose product is annotated as G protein-coupled receptor 180. Lineage: Eukaryota; Metazoa; Chordata; Actinopteri; Cypriniformes; Cyprinidae. The coding region runs from base 19 to 1305 and encodes 428 amino acids. Gene Ontology annotation, biological process: response to pheromone; G protein-coupled receptor signaling pathway. The record is from RefSeq and is a predicted model, not a curated record. The transcript has 9 exons.